ACCAGUGAAGAACAAUUCAGCAAAGCUCUCUCUCUGGCGGAGCUGGUGGCAGUUGUGAGUGACGAAGGGUGCAUGGAAACUGGUCUGUACAACUAAGUAUUGGGUCUUAUCAGUGACAAUGGCAACGGUGGCAGUGGCACCACGUGUCCCAUUGGUUAUCUCAAAUAAUCGCAUCCGCCAAAGUCAUAAAUGUAGUUGGGUAGGAGUUCCAGAAAAUUCGACCCUUUCUUUUCAAUCCACUUCAUUUUCUGCUGCAUCCUUGUUUAUCCAGAGAAGGGCGAGAAGGGGUUUUGGGAGCGCAGGAGUUGUCACGAAGGCGAUGGCGGAUUCGGGUGCAAGUACAGUCCUUGUUACUGGAGCUGGUGGUAGAACUGGUAAACUGGUUUAUGAGAAGUUAAAGGAGACGUCAGACCAGUUUGUGGCUAGGGGUCUGGUUAGGAGUGAAGAGAGCAAACAGAGCAUUGGUGGAGCAGAUGAUAUUUAUAUUGGAGAUAUAAGGGAUGCUGACAGCAUUCUACCUGCAAUCCAAGGGAUCGAUGCUCUCGUUAUCCUUACAAGUGCUGUGCCUAAGAUGAAACCUGGAUUCGAUCCAACUAAAGGUGGGAGGCCUGAGUUCUAUUUUGAAGACGGGUCAUAUCCUGAACAGGUUGAUUGGAUUGGACAGAAAAACCAAAUAGAUGCUGCUAAGGCUGCGGGAGUGAAGCAGAUUGUGUUGGUUGGGUCUAUGGGUGGAACGGAUCUUAACAAUCCCCUGAACAAAUUGGGUGAUGGCAAUAUAUUGGUUUGGAAGAGGAAGGCUGAGCAGUAUUUGGCUGACUCCGGAAUUCCAUACACAAUCAUAAGGGCCGGAGGCUUGCAAGACAAAGAAGGCGGCAUCCGUGAACUACUUAUAGGGAAGGAUGACGAGCUUCUUAAGACCGAAACAAGAACCAUUGCUAGACCUGAUGUAGCAGAAGUCUGCAUUCAGGCACUGCAGUUCGAGGAGGCCAAGUUUAAGGCAUUUGAUUUAGCCUCAAAGCCGGAGGGAACUGGGACACCGACCAAGGAUUUUAAGGCUUUGUUUUCCCAGAUCACAACCCGAUUUUGAUCUUUGGCUAAUAUCUGUAAUGCCAAAGAGAACAUCUUCCCUUGUGAGUUUUGUUUUGUUUGUACUGGGAAACAAAACAGCAGAAAAGGAACUAGCAUGUGUGUGCAGUUUGAACAAUUUUAAUAUGUAAUAAAGGGAUCAAGGAAUUAGCGUA
Messenger RNA from Pyrus x bretschneideri (Chinese white pear), 1241 nucleotides. RefSeq lists its product as uncharacterized. The transcript has 7 exons. Bases 119 to 1087 code for a protein of 322 amino acids. The record is from RefSeq and is a predicted model, not a curated record. Gene Ontology annotation, molecular function: oxidoreductase activity. Lineage: Eukaryota; Viridiplantae; Streptophyta; Magnoliopsida; Rosales; Rosaceae. Gene Ontology annotation, cellular component: chloroplast.